Molecule: messenger RNA, 410 nt
Organism: Saccostrea echinata
Lineage: Eukaryota; Metazoa; Mollusca; Bivalvia; Ostreida; Ostreidae
Product: nacrein-like protein
Exons: 3
Coding region: 18-410 (130 amino acids)
Molecular function (GO): zinc ion binding; carbonate dehydratase activity
Source: RefSeq, a predicted model, not a curated record
AAACCUUAAGUUAUCUCAUGGAGAGAUACUACGAGGAAAUUCGGGAGCAUAAACCCAGUGCACCAGAGGAUUUCCUAAAAGAGGACCCUGAUUAUCCCUUCUAUCAGUGUGGAGACACGCCAGAUUUAGAAUUCAUCUAUAGUAAUUGCAUGAAGAAAAACACUGACCAUGAUGAACAUGUGCAGGUGGAUUGCGGGAUAUCACCAACAGAUGUUCUUCCAUAUGAUCAGAGAUUCUACACGUACGCCGGAUCUUUGACUACGCCGCCUUGUUACGAAACUGUUCAAUGGAUUGUGUUUAAGUGUCCAAUUAAAGUGUCAAAAAGGGCAUUUGAGAACUUAAAGUUGGUCCAAGAUUCCCACAAAGAUCCUCUUAAAAAGUUUGGUGUACGGAGACCACUUCAGGUAUAA